Danaus chrysippus (African queen) is the source of this 1938-nucleotide messenger RNA. Lineage: Eukaryota; Metazoa; Arthropoda; Insecta; Lepidoptera; Nymphalidae. The record is from the annotation of a GenBank genome assembly.
AUGAAUGAUGUUCAGAUUAUAAUUGAUCGUCAAUUGGGGAAUUAUUCUCGCUUUAAUUAUGACAAUGUGUUGAGAAGAUUAGUAGUGAAUAGUGAGGAAUCAUUCUACGGGCUGCAGAGCGCGUCUUUACCAGCUACUUUUGAACAGGACCCUCCAAUAUUCGCGUGUCGAUUCUCUGAAGCUCCAGGCUACGAUCACAUUGUUGCUCUUGCUAAUGAGGAUGGACGCGUCGCUAUACAGGACACAAGUACUCCAAAGGCGGCUAGUAAGCUGGAGGGGUUCCAAUGUCACAACAAUGCAGUGUUUGACCUGGUGUGGAGGCCGCUACACAUGAACUUUGUUACUGUCUCAGGAGACCACACCGCUUGUUUAUGGGAUGUGGGCGAGGCUGGUCCGCAUCGCGUGCUGGUGUUCGCGAGUCACACUCGCUCCGUCAAGACGGCAGCCUUCCGUCCUCGCGAGCCGUGCGUGUUCGCGACGGGCGCGCGGGACGGCCGUGUGCUGCUGUGGGACGUGCGAGCCGCGCCCGCCGCCGCCGCCGUGCUGAGGCCCGACGACGUGCUGGCCGCCGUGCACGCGGCGCCCUCGCCGCGCCACCGCCGGCCGCGGCCCGAGCGGGCCGCCAGCGUCACCGGCCUCGCCUUCCGCGACGACCGCACGCUCGUCUCCUGCGGCGAGUGCGACGGCAACAUCAAGGUCUGGGACCUGCGCAAGAGCUACGGCGCCUACCGCCGCGAGCCGCUGCCCAUGCACUCCAUCCCCUACUGCGGCAGCUCGGCGCGCAACGGAUACACCAACCUGAUCGUGGACGAGGCCGGCGUGCGGCUGUACGCGAGCUGCAUGGACGACGUCAUCUACUGCUUCAACGUGUCCACGUUCAACGCGCUGCCGGAGAGACGCUACGUGGGACACGAGAACAGCACCUUCUACAUCAAGACGGGCCUCUCGCCCGACGGACGAUACCUGGUGAGCGGCUCCAGCGAUAAGCACGCCUACGUGUGGAACGUGCGGCGCUCGCGGCCCGUGGCGCGGCUGGCGGGGCACCGCGCGGAGGUGACCUGCGCCGCCUGGGGCCGCGCGCCCGACCUCCGCCUCGUCACCUGCAGCGACGACGCGCGGCACAUGAUCUGGAGGGUCGGCCGCGAGGAGCGCAGCGAACACGAGGACUGUGCCGGCCGCGCCGAGCGAGCGCCCUGCGACCAGCAGGACACACCGCUGUGGGGGGCGCUGGAGAGGACGCCCGCCUCCGCCAGGAGGACACCGGCGGCGCCCGGCUCCACCGGUGGGGACCGCGUGCGACACAAGGCCUCCAAGAGAUGUCUGGCGGAGCUCAUGGGCGCCACGAGGGAACGAGACGAAGACGGCGCCGGCAAGAGGCCGCGGACAGAAGAACCGCGCCCCGCCGACCUGAAGAGGCGGGCGGACUGUGGCGAGGAUGGGCCGCCGUCCAAGAAAGAACGUGCGGAAACCGAAGCGGCGCCCGCGGACUUCGCGUACUUCUCCCCUAAGGCGGGUUCAUCCUUCAUGACACCUACCAAGAACUACGACAAGAGAACCUGUAAGACUCUCUCCCCGAAGAGCCCCAGCUCCGCGUCUCCGCCGCAGGUGCUGCUGAAGACCCCCAGUAAAGACUCCCCUCAUAAAGUCAGAAUCGUCAGUUUCUCGACUCCCACCAAGAACUUACCCGACUUCGUGAUGGACGGAGAGGCGCCGCACCUCCGCCUCAUGUCUCCGGGGAAGAAGAAGGCCGACACUACGGACUGGCUCACGAGGAUCGUGAGGGAGAGGAGGGGCAAGGAGAACAACGACAAGCACGCCGCGCCCACCAGCCCCAAGGAGCCGCCGCCGAGGAGGAACUCGCUCACCGACAAGACGCCGCGUGCGCAACCCAAGACGAGGACCUUACUCAAAUACUUCUCCGUCACCAGGAAGGAGUAG